Ilex paraguariensis (yerba mate) is the source of this 1010-nucleotide messenger RNA. NCBI's taxonomy places the organism in Eukaryota, Viridiplantae, Streptophyta, Magnoliopsida, Aquifoliales, Aquifoliaceae. The record is from the annotation of a GenBank genome assembly.
GCUUAAUACUCACUAGAGUUGUAGCUAGCAACCUUGGGACUCUUGAGCUUCCUUUUUCGAGUGUUUCUCUUUUUCUUUUCAGAAAGCUAUUUGGGUAAUUUUCUUUCAAGCGAGUAAAAAUGGUGAAGAUAGCUUUUGGUAGCGUUGGUGACUCUUUUAGUGUUGCGUCGCUAAAGGCUUAUUUAUCGGAGUUCAUUGCCACCCUUCUUUUCGUGUUCGCCGGCGUUGGCUCCGCCAUUGCUUUCAAUAAGCUCUCAUCGGAUGCACCUCUAGACCCACCUGGUUUGGUAGCAGUGGCCGUGGCUCAUGCCUUUGCACUGUUCGUUGGGGUCUCCAUCGCUGCCAACAUCUCCGGCGGCCAUUUAAAUCCGGCCGUCACUUUCGGCCUGGCCAUCGGAGGCAACAUCACCAUCCUCACUGGCUUCUUCUAUUGGAUUGCCCAAUUGCUUGGUGCCUCUGUCGCUUGCCUCCUCCUCAAGUUCGUUACAAAUGGCGAGGCUAUUCCUACCCAUGGAGUUGCUGCAGGAAUGAAUGCAUUGGGAGGAGUAGUAAUGGAGAUAGUCAUAACCUUUGCACUGGUCUACACUGUCUAUGCAACUGCAGCAGACCCUAAGAAGGGCUCAAUCGGAAUCAUUGCGCCCAUUGCAAUUGGGUUCAUCGUCGGUGCGAACAUUCUAGCUGCGGGGCCAUUCAGUGGUGGAUCAAUGAACCCAGCCCGGUCAUUUGGGCCAGCCGUUGCUAGCGGAGAUUUCUCACAAAAUUGGAUCUAUUGGGUCGGCCCACUCAUUGGUGGAGGGUUGGCUGGCUUGAUCUAUGGUGACAUCUUCAUUGGGUCCUAUUCCCCUCUCCCAGCCUCUGAAGACUAUGCUUAAGAGGUUCUUUGUAUUGUUGUAUUGUGGUGGUGUCAAGUGUUAUGGUCUCUGGUUUUGGGGUUGAGAAUGUAAUUUUCAACUUGUGAAUAAGAAGAAAUGUAUUUUUCUGUGUAUUAUCUUCCUUUUUUUUUUUUUUUU